Molecule: messenger RNA, 1507 nt
Organism: Corticium candelabrum
Lineage: Eukaryota; Metazoa; Porifera; Homoscleromorpha; Homosclerophorida; Plakinidae
Product: DEP domain-containing mTOR-interacting protein-like
Exons: 7
Coding region: 16-1230 (404 amino acids)
Biological process (GO): intracellular signal transduction; negative regulation of protein kinase activity; negative regulation of TORC1 signaling
Molecular function (GO): protein binding
Source: RefSeq, a predicted model, not a curated record
AGCGAAGCCUCCUCAAUGCAGCAACGUCACUCAGACUGCUCACUCACCGCCAGUCAGGCGUCAUUCCAUCGUCGGAAAAUGGACAUCAUGGCCAUCGGCGAGGAGCUGCGAUUGCGACUGCAUGAGACCGAGCAGCCGCUCAUCAAGGAUCGUCGCUACCACUUGAAGCUCUACGCCAAUUGCUUCGUCGGGCGCGAGGUCGUCGACUGGCUGGUCGAGAACAAGGAGGCCGAAUCGCGCCAGCAAGCCGUCGAAGUGAUGCGCACGCUGCAGGACUACAACGUGAUGCAUCACGUUUGUGAUGAACACGAGUUCAAAGACGAGUAUUUGUUUUUCCGUUUUCGUCGUGAUGACGGAACAUAUCCUGAAGAGCCGGACGCUCUCGCUUUCGCUCGAGGCCAGAGAAUCUAUUGCAGAGUAAAGCUGGAGAAGAAUAUGAUAAAAGAUAGAAAAUAUCACUUGAAGUCGUACAAGAAAUCGUUCGUCGGCAAGGAGUUGGUCGACUGGUUGGUCACGAAUAAUGAAGCGUUAGACAGACAAGAAGCCUUGAAGGUCGGGAGAGAGUUACUCGAAGCCGGAGUCAUUCAUCACGUGUGUGAUGACCACCAUUUUAAGGACGAAUAUCUCUUUUAUCGCUUUCGAAACGAUGAAGCCGAGAGGCAAAAGUUUUCCGACGUGCUCGGAGUUUUGAAGCACAUGUCGCCGUCGGCUCGAAGAAACAUGAAGAGCAAGAGUAUAUUGCCGGGAUCACCGUUACCGCAGACGAUCACGUCGUCAUCAUCUUAUAGGAGGGAUGUGCCGAUUAGCGAGGAGCAGGAGUCGAUACCGAGUGGGGAGACGCAGUCUGGUGAUGAAGGGUAUUACACACCGAUGUCGGCUAUUCCAAGUGGUCGGACUCCGAUGCCUGUUCCGUCUCCGUCAGAAGAGCAAGUAGUCAUGCCAGUUACGAUAGAAGAACUCAUGGCACCGAAUGCACCGUUUAUUAGGAAAACCGUGAAGGUAACGAGUGAUCCAGUAGGUUACGGUUUCGUUAUACGAGGGGGUCGACCUGUUCACGUCCACACAGUAGACCCUGCAGGACCGGCUGCUGCGGCAGGUCUAACAGUGGGCGAGUAUCUGUUGUCGGUGAAUGGGCACGAUGUCUUACAUUCGACACACACCGAAGCAGCAAGAUUGAUUCUGAUCGGUGCAAGCACGGCGGCAUUGGUGACGAUGCAGAGGAAGGCAUAGCAGCCGGACACGGGCACGGACACGGACACAGUUAAUCGCAUUGUAGCACGACAUCGAGAUCAUUCUGCCAUAUUUGUAUCGAGUGGAUUGUUGUAUAGUACGUGUGCUGCUGUAACUGGGGAUGGUAUUUUAUGUGGCACAUUUGUGGUGUACUAUUCCAUAUACAUUGUAUUGUAUUGUAUUAAGACACGUGUGCGUACAAUGUACGUAUGCUGGAGAGCAUUUGGUGAGUGAUUAUGGGAAUGAUAUUGAAACGCACUCUUGUUGGGGUCUGCAG